Molecule: messenger RNA, 2074 nt
Organism: Vitis riparia (riverbank grape)
Lineage: Eukaryota; Viridiplantae; Streptophyta; Magnoliopsida; Vitales; Vitaceae
Exons: 14
Coding region: 291-1595 (434 amino acids)
Cellular component (GO): SAGA complex
Source: RefSeq, a predicted model, not a curated record
AAAGGCAUUCCUAAAUGUUUGCUUCCAAUCUCUUCUCUGCUCCACGCAGUGGGGAAGAUAGAUACAGAUAGAGAAGGCAGCGGAUUUUUUACAAACACAUACUAAGCACUUUCUCUCUCCUAGGGUUGCCGGGUUCGUCAUUGUCGUGCUUGUUCGCGCUCUCAUUCACGUCCAGUUCGUGGCGCAUUCAGCUGAGAUCGACUCUGGAUUGGUUCGAAUUCCCUGGUUUCGCCAUUUUCUCAUUGUUGUCGUCGAUUGAGGGUGGAGACAUACAAGUUGUCUUAGCCUCAAUGGUAUGCUCACUUGAAAGUGGGAGAAUGGCAGUCAUGGCCAGACUUCUGGCAGCAGGAAGUUUCUCACCUAUUAUAACAGAGGACGUCAGCCAGGAGAAAUUAGCUGCUCAAUACAUACAUAGAGAAUUACGUGAGGCAGAUGAAGCAAAUUUGCUUGAUGAAGAAGAUAUGAAUGUAUUUGGUUUGAAGCCUAUGGCUGAUCCUUUGUAUUUGGUAUGUUGCAAUGCCUGUAAGAAGCCAGUCAAGGCCAGCCAAUAUGCAGCUCAUGCAGAACUCUGCAAGUCAUUAAAUCCUACAGAAGAAUCGUUUUUGGAGCUUGAUGGUGGUGCAGGGCAAAAAAAACCUCCACGGAAAGAAAGGAAGAAGUCAUUAAUUGCUGGAAUGAACCAAGCUACAAUGGCUGGGGAGCAAGAAAGGUUUGAAUCUAUGGAUGCGGAUGAUACUGCUGCCUCUGAACCCUGCUUAGAUGAGCAAAUUGGAGCGGCUUGUUCCUUCACAGAGAUAAAAAGAAAUUCAGCUUGUGUAGAUGUGGGACAUGUAGUGGAUGGUUCAGGAGUUAGUCAUGGAAAUACAGACCUCUCUGCAGGUGUUAUGCCUCCUCCAAAACGUUCCAAACUGAGAAUAGCAGCUGAUCGUCCAUCACCAGCAGAUGGUCCAGAAACAGCGUAUGGUGUGAACAAAACCAUGUGUAUAACUAGUCAGAGGGCAUAUAACUGCACAGGAUACCCAAAAGGUUCAAUUGAAGGAAGUGAAAGGCCUUAUGAUCAUUUGGCUGCCCAUCAAAAGCCUGGGCAAGACCAUGAAUGCAGCCUGUCAACCAAAGGUGUUGCAGUUCCCCUUGCCACCAAAAUGUAUUACUCUCAAAGAAAUCGUCGCCUUCGUUCUGCAAUUAGUCAUCUUUAUUUUGCUGCAUCAAAUGAGGGACAUUGCAGUGAUAUGGUGAGUCCAAAAGUGUUACAGGGAAAUAUAGUGCCACAAGCUUCAUCUCCUAAGAACUUUUCUCAUGAACAAAUGGAUAACCAACCUGAGAAGAAGAGAGAUACGCACUUCUUACCUUCUAUGCAAAAUCCUGAUAAAGUUCUUGUGCAAAGUUCAGAAGUAUUCUUGGGUAAAUCUGAGGGAUGCCCACCAGCCAUGAAUUUCUCAAAUCAGGUCCAUGUUAAUAAUGUUUUAAGGCCUCAUGCAGCUCCAGUUGGAACGAUAAAAAGCAAAUAUCUUUCAAAACCUUAUUCCUUUGCCAGCAACUCAGGGACUCCGUUGGGGACCAUCCAGCAGCCUAAUGGAAGUGUUUCUGUUACAUAACAGGAGUUCUGGUGUGACUUUUUAUCAUGUAAAGGUUCAUCUUCUUGUAAAGAAAGACAAUACCCAAGGUGCAGGAAAGGGACUUUACUUUUAGGUGAAGAUCUUGAUGUUUCGUUACUCUAUAGUAUCCAAUUGAUGAAAGCCAGCACUUGCGAAGGGAGAGGUGAGAGGCAAGAGCUAGGGAAACGUCUUUUUUUGGUUGUAGGUACUGGAGGUUUGGUGGGGUUGAGAUAGUGCUAUAAUUCAAUGAGAAAUUAAUUGAGAGCUGUGGACAGCACUUGGAAAGAUGUCCCCAGCAAUUAUGCACAUGGCUGAAAACAGAGGGUUGACAAGGACAGAAAUGGACAACCUCUUAGUCUUAGUGCUUAGACAAUUUUUGUCUCACUUCUACUAUGUUCUAUUGCGGCUUUUUAGUUCAGGAACCAAAAGGAAAACAGCUAUUCCUGAUGAUAUGUGGUAGGAUGCUAUUUGCUGGCAAA